Molecule: messenger RNA, 2241 nt
Organism: Corylus avellana
Lineage: Eukaryota; Viridiplantae; Streptophyta; Magnoliopsida; Fagales; Betulaceae
Gene: ALB4
Product: OxaA/YidC-like membrane insertion protein
Biological process (GO): protein localization to chloroplast; protein insertion into membrane; thylakoid membrane organization
Cellular component (GO): chloroplast thylakoid membrane
Molecular function (GO): membrane insertase activity
Source: RefSeq, a predicted model, not a curated record
AUUUUUCUAAUCAAGCUGCUCGAACUGGAAAGAAAGUGGAGACCAGCAACUCCCCCACAACUUUUCCAGAUCCACCAAUCGUUACUUGUUUACCUCACUCACUGCCACCAAACACCCUCGCAGAGCUGCCAACAAAAACCUCUGCUCUUAGGGUUUUUCCCAACAACCAAACGCGCACAAAUGGCCACCGCGAUUACACCGUACCUAGCCCUAUCCUCCUUUCCGGCCCGAACAACGACCUCCUCCAACCAUCCUCUCCUCCUUCACCGAACUUACCACAACUACAAACCGUUUCUCCGGGGCUCUAUGGUCGUGUCCCGGGUCGGGUUCAACUCUCCCGGAUUCUUCCCCGACCCCGAUACGGCGGAGAGCUUGGUUAGGGACCUGUUUGGGCGAGCCGAGAGCGUGCUCUACACGAUUGCGGACGCCGCCGUUUCGUCCUCCGACGGCGUUACCGACGCGACCAAACAGAGCAGUGAUUGGCUCUCGGGAAUCACUUAUUACAUGGAGAGUGUGCUCAAGGUUCUGAAGGACGGGCUAUCGACGGUGCACGCUCCGUACGCUUAUGGUUUCGCUAUAAUACUAUUGACUGUUAUUGUAAAGGCUGCCACUUUUCCUUUGACAAAGAAACAGGUGGAAUCGGCAAUGGCUAUGCGCUCCUUGCAACCUAUGGUAAAGGCUAUUCAGGAACGGUAUGCUGGAGAUCAGGAAAAAAUUCAACUACAAACGGCUCGGUUGUAUAAACUAGCUGGCAUAAACCCGCUGGCAGGAUGCCUACCUACACUUGCCACAAUACCAGUAUGGAUUGGGCUCUAUAGGGCCCUUUCAAAUGUGGCGGAUGAGGGACUCCUUACAGAAGGCUUUUUCUGGAUACCCUCCCUGGCUGGUCCAACUACCAUUGCUUCUCGACAAAAUGGCAGUGGCAUCUCUUGGCUUUUCCCUUUUGUGGAUGGUCAUCCACCCCUUGGAUGGUCGGACACCUUGGCAUAUCUUGUCUUGCCCGUGUUGCUGGUUUUGUCACAGUACAUCUCUGUUCAAAUUAUGCAGUCAUCACAGAAUAACGAUCCAAACAUGAAGAGCUCUCAAGCGAUAACAAAAUUCCUCCCUCUAAUGAUUGGUUAUUUUGCUCUUUCGGUUCCUUCUGGCUUAAGCCUUUAUUGGUUCACAAAUAAUAUAUUGAGCACUGCUCAACAAGUAUGGCUUCAGAAGUUAGGGGGUGCAAACAUUUCAGCGAGUACAUUAGCUGAAGAUAUCAUCAAGAAUGAUGAAUUCCAGAUUCCGAAGCCAGUCGUUGAAUUGGGUUCCACCAAAAAGGAGGCCAGAGAAGGAGAAAAGUUGAAAUCACAGGGGUUACCUCCUGGUGAAAGAUUUAAACAGAUAAAGGAGCAAGAGGCAAGAAGACGACAAGAAGAAGAAGAAAAGAGGAAAGCUGAAGAGGCAGCGGCUAAAGGAACUCAACCAACCAAUGAGGGGCAUGAGAGAGAAGCCAAAUUACUUGGGAGGGAAAAUGGGGCUGGAGCUGACUCAGUUGCUGAAAGUAACGAAGAGGUUCAGUCUGUGGCUACCUUACACAGUUCUUCCAAUGUUGGAGUUGUAAAUGGUGAUCUAUCUGGUCAGGACUCGGAGGAAGAUCAGAAAAUGACGCCCAUGUUUAGAAUGGAAAAUGAUAAAGUUUCUACCAAUUCCAAGGUUGAUUGGAGUGAUGGUCAGCAAUCCUAUGAAAACGUGGAAAAGGAAACAGUUGAUGUAUACAGUAAUACGACUACGAAGGAUGACAACCUUUCUGGAGAAGACACACAGCAAGCCAGAAGGGAAUGAUCAGCUGAAAGGCGGGAACCGAUGUCACGAUUGGUUUCAGUAUUAACAACAUUGGCAAGCAAGUUAAGUGAAAUACAGUCCUGGUUGCGGCAGAAGUACACAGUUCUUGAAUAAUCAAUUCUGCAUCCAUGGUAGGAGGAGUUCGUCUUAAUAUACUGAGAGAUCUGUGGUUUGUUGGGGUUACAUUAUAAUUGCUUUAGCAGAUGAAUGCCUGAACCAGAAGAUCUUGCUGGUUAUAUGACCCAUUUAACAAGAGCCCUAAUCCAAAAGUGGUCUGCAUCAAUGACUUUUUCAUCCUCACUGCGACGCAAGGGCAUGUAUAUCAUCUUUAUCGGCAGGAAAGUGAAAUAUAGAUUUUUUUUUUUUUUUUCCUUAUAUUGUUUUUCUUUUGGUAUUAUAAAAUGAAUCGACAAUUUUCAUGAC